Molecule: messenger RNA, 674 nt
Organism: Triticum dicoccoides
Lineage: Eukaryota; Viridiplantae; Streptophyta; Magnoliopsida; Poales; Poaceae
Product: alpha/beta-gliadin-like
Exons: 1
Coding region: 88-510 (140 amino acids)
Molecular function (GO): nutrient reservoir activity
Source: RefSeq, a predicted model, not a curated record
CAACAACAACAACAACAACAACAACAACAACAACAACAACAACAACAAAUCCUUCAACAAAUUUUGCAACAACAACUGAUUCCAUGCAUGGAUGUUGUAUUGCAGCAACACAACAUAGCGCAUGGAAGAUCACAAGUUUUGCAACAAAGUACUUACCAGCUGCUGCAAGAAUUGUGUUGUCAGCACCUAUGGCAGAUCCCUGAGCAGUCGCAGUGCCAGGCCAUCCACAAUGUUGUUCAUGCUAUUAUUCUGCAUCAACAACAAAAACAACAACAACAACCAUCGAGCCAGGUCUCCUUCCAACAGCCUCUGCAACAAUAUCCAUUAGGCCAGGGCUCUUUCCGGCCAUCUCAGCAAAACCCACAGGCCCAGGGCUCUGUCCAGCCUCAACAACUGCCCCAGUUCGAGGAAAUAAGGAACCUAGCGCUACAGACGCUACCUGCAAUGUGCAAUGUCUACAUCCCUCCAUAUUGCACCAUCGCGCCAUUUGGCAUAUUCAGUACUAACUGAGAAGAAAAUAACUCUAGUACUAGAUAUAUGAAACACCGUUUUCUCGGUCCAUGGUUUGGUCGUUGUAGCGGUGAAAAAAUAAUGUGACAUGCACUAUCAUGUAAGAACCCAAACUAUACUAGUUCAAACUUGGGAAUAAAAGACAAACACAGGUCUUGUCUACA